UUUUGUUUUUGUUUUUUUUUUGUUUUGGCUUUGAAGUAUUCUCGGCUACCUGUGGUUUUUGAAAUUUUUUAACACGAAACUCGGGGGAUUUAGACAUGAAUCGUAGUUUUAGGGCUUUGGAAUCGCAAAUACAAGCUCCGGCAAAGCCGCGGCAGCAGCAAGUUGGAGGACUGAGGGCGUCGGUUAUGAAAGAUAAGGAGGAGGAGCUUGCGUUGUUUUUAGAAAUGAGAAAGCGUGAGAAAGAGAGGAAUGAUCUUCUCUCUAAUAACGUGGAAGAGUUCGAUGCGCCUUUAGGAACAAAACCAGGAACUUCUCCAAUAUUUAAUAUCUCAUCAGCUACCCCAGCUCCUACUCGCAAGACUGGUGCCGAUGAUUUUCUUAAUUCUGACAAUGAUAAAAAUGAUUAUGAUUGGUAAAGUUAUCGCAUUACACUUCUCGUUUUUGUUUAUUGAAUGAAUAUUCCUAUAUAUCGCUGUUUCUAUCCUGGAUUAACCGAUCAUUAAUAUUGUUGAGAAUUACUCAAUGUCUUGGUAUUAGUAAUUGACUUGGGAGGGUUCCCAAAUGGCACGUCCUCAGGUUAGUAUUGGGUAAUAGACACAUA
This is a messenger RNA of Cucurbita pepo subsp. pepo (vegetable marrow), 601 nucleotides long. The record is from RefSeq and is a predicted model, not a curated record. Lineage: Eukaryota; Viridiplantae; Streptophyta; Magnoliopsida; Cucurbitales; Cucurbitaceae.